Molecule: messenger RNA, 1248 nt
Organism: Hyaloperonospora brassicae
Lineage: Eukaryota; Oomycota; Peronosporomycetes; Peronosporales; Peronosporaceae
Source: the annotation of a GenBank genome assembly
AUGGCGACGACGACGACGACGACGGCAGCGCUGCGCGCGCUGGACAGGCAGAUCGCCGACCUCAUGCAGCAGAAGGCCGAGCUGCAGCAGCGGCUCGAGCGCGAGACGCUGGGCGCGCGUCCUGCGCCAAUGAGCGCCGACGUCGUGGCCAGUAAUCCAUACAGCCGCUUGAUGGCGCUCAAGCGCAUGGGAAUCGUCUCGAACUACGAAGCUAUUCGCCAGCUGUCUAUUGUGAUUGUCGGACUCGGGGGCAUUGGAUCGGUGGCAGCUGAGAUGCUGACGCGGUGCGGCAUUGGCAAGUUGGUCCUCUACGACUACGAUACGGUCGAGCUGGCGAACAUGAACCGCCUGUUCUUCCGGCCCGAGCAAGUUGGCAUGACCAAGACUGCUGCGGCCAAGCAGACGCUGCAUAGUAUCAACCCCGACGUGGUCUUUGAAGAGUAUACGAUGGACAUUACCACAACGACGAACUUUGAGCAGCUGUUGGAUCGGAUUGCGCAUGGCGGCGUCGAGGAUGAUUGCAAGGUGGACUUGGUCUUGAGCUGCGUGGACAACUACGCAGCUCGCACUGCGCUGAAUCAAGCGUGCAACGAGCUGAACCACGUGUGGAUGGAGUCGGGCGUGUCGGAAGACGCCGUGUCUGGACACAUUCAGUUUUUGCUACCAGGACGCACAGCGUGUUUCGAGUGCUUGCCGCCCCUCAUUGUAGCGAGUGGCAUUGACGAGUCGACGCUCAAGCGGGAAGGCGUUUGUGCCGCCUCGCUACCGACAACCAUGGGACUUGUGGCCGCUAUGCUCGUGCAGAAUGCACUCAAGUACCUCCUCGGGUUCGGCCAAGUGUCGUAUUACUUGGGCUAUAGCGCGCUGACAGACUUUUUCCCGUCUGACGUGAUGCGGCCGAACCCCGAGUGCUCGAACGCACAGUGUCGCAAACAGCAAGCGGUAGCUGAGCAUAUUGGCUGGACGCCAAUGGUCUGGAAAGCGGGUCGUCAUGACGGUCAUGAGAAUAUUGUUGUGGAGCACGACGACAAUGAGUGGGGAAUUGAGCUCGGUGCCGACGACGAUAGCACCACUUUGGAGAGCAUAGAGACUCCUGCUGAGGCAACAGCGAAGCUGGCCCCAGGUCUGUCGUUUGCGUACGAUCGGUCUGCUGGGGCACCGACUGCUGCUGCUGAAGACCAGACGGAUUCAGUUGCAAAGGAGGACGUUAGCCUCGAGGACCUCAUGGGGCAACUGAAAUCGCUAUAG